This is a messenger RNA of Gloeophyllum trabeum ATCC 11539, 850 nucleotides long. RefSeq lists its product as uncharacterized. The transcript is spliced from 4 exons. NCBI's taxonomy places the organism in Eukaryota, Fungi, Basidiomycota, Agaricomycetes, Gloeophyllales, Gloeophyllaceae. Bases 198 to 602 code for a protein of 134 amino acids. The record is from RefSeq and is a predicted model, not a curated record.
AUCGCGACGUUUGGGGUGCGCGAGCGGGCGGAGAGCGAGAGGUAUAUAAACCGGGAGGACUUGGGCCAGGAAACGCCGUCGCACUGCUGCAACCCGUAGUCGCGCCUUCCUCGUCCUCCCCACGACAAGAACCCGGCCUCUCUGCCAGUCCACUUUUACUGUCUUUUCAGUACAGUCAGUCUUUACUGCAUCGCAAGAUGAUGGCCCGCUUCUCGUCGUACUUCGCCGCCGCUCUGCUGGCGUUCGCCUCGCUGCUCUCGAUGGUGGCUGCUGUCCCCGUCGAGGCUGAGCACCUUGAGGCGCGCAGCAAGACUUACCAGGGCCGGGGAACCUGGUUCAACGUCGGCCUCGGUAACUGCGGCAAGGAGAACGUGGACUCCGACUUGAUCGUCGCGCUUGACACCGCGACCUACGCCUCGGGCAAGCACUGUGAUAAGUACAUCACCAUCGUCGACACCAAGAACGGCAAGAAGGCCAAGGCGAUGGUCCGCGACUCGUGCCCUAGCUGCGGGGUCGGGAGCAUCGACAUGUCUCCCGCCCUGUUCAAGCACUUCGACUCGCUCGACACCGGUGUCAUCUCCGUCAAGUGGUGGUUCAACUGAUCACUGCCCACUACCCUGACUUGAGAGAUCCGGGACCGUCUGGGCUAUGCGGGGUCGUAGCCUGCUGGCGCGGUCUCGCUCUCACAACUGUAUCGUUAUCAAAAUGCCUUGCUGCGCCCCUCGAGGUGGCGCCCACCGCUAGAGGAGGCGUAUAGAGCCUACGCGGUGUCGUGUAGCUUAGAUAGAUGUGUUUUGUAUCGCUAGAGGCAGCAACGUUGUAGCAAUGCGAACUCGUGGUUCCUACUAUG